AAAGCGCAGGAGCUCCGGCAGCCCGUGCCACUAGCGUUUUCACGCGAGAGAAGGACGCGGCGCUCCCGCUGAGCUGCCAGUGAAGUCAUGCAGACUCGUGCAGCACUUUCAAAGCGAGUUAUUCAGAGCUUACUAUAAGAGUGUGAGGCGGAAUAAGGCGAAGCUGAUAUUCCUCGAGCGCUCUGAAGCAGAACAACUUUUAGAAACAUCAAACGGCACAAGUUCUCCUGAAUCUGAGUACCAUGGCAUCGGUCCCCAGCAGCCAAGUCAAAUGCAAGUUCAAGAGGAGGAGGAGAAGGUCAAAGCGAAAAGAGAAGAUGAACAUGUUGUCUGCACUGAUCGCCCCCUUCAAGUACAUGAGCCCAGCAGCCAAUAGCACAGAAGACGAGGACACAUCGAGCACCAGCAGUGCUGAAGUCAAGGAGAACCGAAACACGGGAAAUCUCGAAGAUUGUGCCAUUGUACCGUCAGACUGCCAAACACUCUUCCUGUCUGAUUCACCCAGGGACAGGGCGUCUGGCCUCAAGCGAAAACGUCCAUUAGAGGAGGACAAUAACGGACACUUGUGCAAAUUGCGGCUGUGCUGCAAGAAACUUACAUGGUCCGAUGCACCAAAGAACGCUCUGGUUCAGUUGAACGAGCUUAGACCGGGCCUGCAGUACCGGAUGGUCUCACAGACGGGACCGGUACAUGCACCACUUUUCUCCAUCGCUGUAGAGGUCAACGGAUUCACGUUUGAGGGUACUGGGCCUACAAAAAAGAAGGCUAAGAUGAAAGUGGCCGAGAUGGCCCUCAAAUCCUUUAUCCAGUUUCCCAACGCCUCACAAGCUCACUUGGCCAUGGGCAGCUUGAGUAACCCUGCCACCGAUUUCACCUCGGAUCAGGCCGAUUUCCCGGAUACACUAUUCAAAGGCUUUGAGCCUGACGGCUGCCGCUCUGCAGAGAGCGAGCUGCUUUCCAGCGCACUCCGACUACGCCACACCUUGGACUUGAUGGUUGUACAGGCCAGACAAGGAGAUCCCUGCCUACCCCCACCUCCCGCUCCAACUCUGCCGCCCCAACCCAGCCCUGUUGUCUUGCUCAAUGACCUGCGGCCCGGCCUGCGAUACGCCUGCCUGUCAGAACGUGCCCAGGGCAAGCAGGCGCGACACAGCUUUGUCAUGGCUGUGCGAGUGGAUGGAAGGAUAUUCGAAGGCUCGGGUCGCAGCAAGAAGCAGGCAAAGAGGCAAGCAGCUUUGUCCGCCCUGCAGGCUCUCUUCAACAUCAGACUGGCACCUGAGGUGAGAGCGGGACACCGGCCCAGCAGGAUAAAGUGCCCUCAUUUGCCCCAGGUGAGUGUGCCAGUUCAGCCGUUGGCAGCCCACUCGUUCCAUACGGCGGACCUUAAUAACCAGAGCAGCAGGAAUGCUGGGAUAAUGAACAGCCAGCCAAGACUUAAUUAAGAGGGAGGAGAUAAUGUUUGGGGAGGCAUGGGGCAGUACAGAUAGAUUAUAGGAGAGAGGUUAGGCUGUAUAGCCAAAUGAAAGGUGGAACCGUUUUGUGUUAGCACACUGGCUUUAACAUUUACUUUGGGCAGGACAGGGUGGCAUAUCUAGUGUAAACACACACAUGUGUGUGUACUCA
This is a messenger RNA of Myxocyprinus asiaticus (Chinese sucker), 1623 nucleotides long. RefSeq names its product double-stranded RNA-specific editase B2-like. Gene Ontology annotation, biological process: adenosine to inosine editing; RNA processing. Bases 243 to 1442 code for a protein of 399 amino acids. The record is from RefSeq and is a predicted model, not a curated record. Gene Ontology annotation, molecular function: double-stranded RNA adenosine deaminase activity; tRNA-specific adenosine deaminase activity; double-stranded RNA binding. NCBI's taxonomy places the organism in Eukaryota, Metazoa, Chordata, Actinopteri, Cypriniformes, Catostomidae. Gene Ontology annotation, cellular component: nucleolus; cytoplasm. The transcript has 3 exons.